Molecule: messenger RNA, 4690 nt
Organism: Peromyscus maniculatus bairdii (prairie deer mouse)
Lineage: Eukaryota; Metazoa; Chordata; Mammalia; Rodentia; Cricetidae
Gene: Zswim6
Product: zinc finger SWIM-type containing 6
Cellular component (GO): Cul2-RING ubiquitin ligase complex
Molecular function (GO): zinc ion binding
Source: RefSeq, a predicted model, not a curated record
GCCCACUUCUCCCAGCCCGCAGGCUCCCCACAGUUACUCUGAGUUCAUAGGCUUGGCUCCCUGCCAUUGAGGGUGUACCUUUCUGUCCCUGUACACAUCUCUGUCUGCACCAGGCCCCUGAUGCCUGCAUUUUUGGCUUGUCACAGUCCAGCCGCCUUGCUUACCACCAUGACCUCACAGGGCUGUGCCUCACUCUGUGACUGUGGCGGAUUAAAGUCAGGCUCCAUGACUUGUGAUUGUUGCCUGUCAUUAGGUCUUCAGCGUAGCUCAGUUUUAAACAGUUUCCACUUGAGUGGUACAGUGACAGAGCCUGCAGUACAAUCGGAGCCAGAAACCAUUUGCAAUGUGGCCAUCAGCUUUGAUCGUUGCAAGAUUACCUCAGUGACCUGCAGCUGUGGAAACAAGGACAUAUUUUACUGUGCCCAUGUUGUGGCACUGUCUUUAUACCGCAUCCGCAAGCCCGAUCAGGUCAAACUACAUCUUCCCAUUUCAGAGACUCUCUUCCAGAUGAACAGAGACCAGCUGCAGAAGUUUGUCCAGUAUUUGAUUACAGUGCACCACACAGAAGUCUUGCCAACUGCUCAAAAGCUAGCAGAUGAAAUCCUUUCCCAGAAUUCAGAAAUCAACCAAGUUCACGGUGCUCCUGAUCCCACGGCAGGUGCUAGCAUCGACGACGAGAACUGUUGGCACUUGGAUGAGGAGCAGGUGCAGGAGCAGGUUAAACUGUUCCUUUCCCAGGGCGGCUACCACGGCUCAGGGAAGCAACUCAACUUACUCUUUGCAAAGGUGCGGGAGAUGUUGAAGAUGAGAGACUCCAAUGGGGCCCGUAUGUUGACCUUGAUCACCGAGCAGUUCAUGGCUGACCCUCGCCUGUCACUUUGGCGGCAGCAAGGCACGGCGAUGACUGACAAAUACAGGCAGCUCUGGGAUGAGCUUGGUGCUCUGUGGAUGUGUAUAGUCUUAAACCCCCACUGUAAGUUGGAGCAGAAGGCCAGCUGGCUAAAACAGCUGAAGAAAUGGAACAGUGUUGAUGUCUGUCCAUGGGAGGAUGGAAAUCAUGGCAGUGAAUUACCCAACCUAACCAAUGCCCUGCCUCAAGGUGCAAAUGCCAACCAAGAUUCAUCGAACAGGCCACAUCGGACAGUGUUCACAAGAGCCAUCGAGGCAUGUGACCUCCACUGGCAGGAUAGCCACUUGCAGCACAUUAUCAGCAGUGACCUGUACACCAACUACUGUUACCAUGACGACACUGAAAACUCCCUCUUUGACUCCCGGGGGUGGCCCCUCUGGCAUGAACAUGUUCCUACAGCCUGUGCAAGAGUGGACGCGUUGCGUUCUCAUGGGUACCCCAGAGAAGCACUGAGAUUAGCAAUAGCUAUUGUGAACACAUUACGACGGCAACAGCAGAAACAGUUGGAAAUGUUCCGGACUCAAAAAAAAGAGCUACCCCAUAAAAGCAUAACCUCAAUAACCAAUCUGGAAGGCUGGGUUGGACACCCCCUGGACCCCGUGGGCACUCUCUUCAGUAGCCUCAUGGAAGCUUGCCACGCUGAGGAUGAAGGCUUCUCUGGACUCACAGAUUUUACAGAAAAUGUGGGCCAGUGCAAGUCCCUGGAAUACCAUCACCUGCCUGCACAUAAGUUCUUAGAAGAAGGGGAGUCCUAUGUAACGCUGGCUGUGGAAGUGGCCCUGAUCGGACUUGGGCAGCAGCGGAUCAUGCCUGAUGGGCUGUACACACAAGAGAAGGUUUGCCGGAAUGAAGAGCAGCUCAUUUCGAAGCUUCAGGAAAUUGAAUUGGAUGACACACUGGUGAAAAUUUUCCGCAAGCAAGCAGUCUUCCUCUUAGAAGCUGGACCAUACAGUGGUUUAGGUGAAAUCAUCCAUCGGGAGAGUGUUCCAAUGCACACAUUUGCCAAGUAUCUCUUCACCUCUCUCCUACCUCACGAUGCUGAACUGGCAUACAAAAUUGCACUGAGAGCAAUGCGGUUACUAGUAUUGGAAUCUACUGCUCCGACAGGAGACCUCACCCGCCCCCACCACAUUGCAUCAGUUGUCCCCAACCGAUACCCUCGGUGGUUCACCUUAAGCCACAUUGAAUCCCAGCAGUGUGAGCUGGCAUCCACCAUGCUCACUGCGGCCAAAGGCGAUGUCCGGAGGCUGGAAACAGUAUUAGAAUCCAUCCAGAAAAACAUUCACUCCUCAUCACACAUCUUUAAGCUUGCCCAGGAUGCAUUUAAAAUAGCAACUCUCAUGGACAGUUUGCCAGACAUCACUCUUUUGAAAGUGUCUCUGGAGCUGGGCCUGCAGGUUAUGCGAAUGACGCUGUCAACCCUCAAUUGGCGACGGCGAGAAAUGGUGCGGUGGCUGGUGACAUGUGCUACUGAAGUUGGUGUUUAUGCCCUGGACAGCAUCAUGCAGAGCUGGUUUACCCUCUUUACUCCCACUGAGGCCACAAGUAUUGUUGCGACUACCGUCAUGUCCAACAGCACCAUAGUCCGCCUCCACUUGGACUGCCACCAGCAGGAAAAGCUGGCCAGCAGUGCCCGGACCCUGGCAUUGCAGUGCGCCAUGAAGGACCCGCAGAACUGCGCCCUCUCUGCACUGACCCUCUGUGAAAAGGAUCACAUAGCUUUUGAGACGGCGUACCAAAUUGUCCUCGAUGCUGCUACCACCGGCAUGAGCUACACGCAGCUCUUUACAAUUGCGCGGUACAUGGAGCACCGGGGGUACCCUAUGAGGGCCUACAAGCUGGCUACGCUGGCCAUGACCCAUCUCAACCUGAGCUACAAUCAGGACACACACCCUGCCAUUAAUGACGUCCUGUGGGCCUGUGCACUUAGUCACUCCCUAGGUAAAAACGAGCUUGCAGCUAUAAUACCUCUGGUGGUCAAGAGUGUCAAGUGCGCAACAGUACUGUCGGACAUUUUGCGCAGGUGCACUCUGACCACCCCUGGCAUGGUGGGACUUCAUGGAAGGAGGAACUCUGGUAAGCUCAUGUCACUGGACAAAGCCCCUUUGAGGCAACUCCUGGAUGCCACGAUCGGGGCCUAUAUCAACACAACGCACUCACGACUCACACACAUCAGUCCUCGGCACUAUAGUGAGUUCAUAGAGUUCCUCAGCAAGGCCCGAGAGACCUUCCUAAUGGCACACGAUGGACACAUUCAGUUUACACAGUUUAUUGACAACCUGAAACAAAUCUACAAAGGCAAAAAGAAACUGAUGAUGUUGGUUCGGGAGAGGUUUGGUUGAUAGAACUUGUAUGAAUGGGGUGGGGGUGGGGUGGGAGGGGUGGUUUGUUUUUACUUGAGCCUGCCUUUGUACCCUUUUUAACUUAAAGAACAGAGCCACACCGGUAUUAUAUGUGUAUAGUUAUAUUGCGUUUGCAGACUAAAGUGUCAUGUUGUGAAAGUUUGUGUGUGUUUUUAAGUUUCUCCCUUUUUCUUUCCUUUUGUUUUUAAUUCUGUUUUACUGGUUUGUGUGAGAGAGGUUGAAAAGGUUUGGUUUACACUGAGUAUAUGUUGUCAAGUGGCAAAAGUCCACAUAGCUCUCCUGUUUUCUGUAUACGUUCACAGCCUCAAAAAAAAAAAAAAUUGAAAUGGCUUUAAAAACCAAACAGAACACCUCCAUCCUGUGAUAAGUACCUCGAAUGGAUUCAGCUUUACUCCUUUGUAACUCAUCUUCACAUUUUCAGCAUAGUUAACAAACCAACAAAACGAAAUACUAUAGUAAAAAGGCUGACCCACGUGGCUUUGCAGUGCUGUUCGUCCAGAAGCAUGGCACACGAUGCUUGUGCAUGUGGAGACUUAGCGACUGUCAACAUACAUUCUCAGGGAUUUAUCCAAAAACUUAAAAAAAAAGAAUGAGAGCAUUUAUUGUACUGUAUAUAUAUUAUAGUAUAUGUCUGAAUAUUGAAAAUAUAACAUUAACUAAUUUAUAAAAAAAUAUUCUAUGUAAUGCAAAAUACUUGAAGCUGCAGUAGCUUGGUUUUAAACAAAAACAAAAAAUGGAGAGAAAACCUAUCAGAAGGACUAAAAGUACGCCUCGCUUCGGGGUUGGCUCAGGCAGUGAACUUCGUGCUGGGCAUCUGCAGAGCCACCUUCGGACUGCGCAGUUGGACUGAGCUCUAUUGGGAAGAUUCCAUACCUAUAUAUAUCUAUACAGCUUCUGUAUACAUAUAUAUAUGUAGACACACAGACACCAACAACCACUACACCACACAUGCUUGUAACAGGCACUCGAAUAAAGAGGGACAAUACACAGCCAGAGCAGCAAGCCUUAGCAUUAAGAAUAUACAGUAUGCCAGAACUGGGGUGCGUGCCUCCUAGCCUAGGAAACUUAAAAUAUCCUUUUGACACAAAAACGCAAAAUGUUUUCCAAAACAAUUGACAUGAUCCAUUACGCCUUUGCAGUGAGCUAAUAAGCUAACGUUUGUGCACAGAUAACAUUAUAUAUAUUAUAUAUCUAUUCUGCAUAGGUAUUUUGACUUUGUGCAGGACAGAAAGUUGUGUAGGUAUGACUGUUCUACUUUUCAGUUCUUUUUUUUUUUUUUUAAUAUAUUUUAUUUUCUCUAGAAUUACUCAAACAAAAGCAGCCUUCUAUCUUGCCUUGUCUUAAUGCUUUAAAAUAACCAAACUGGAGAUGUAACUACCAAACUGUUGAUUAUAUUAAAAUACCAACCUUGGUUACA